AUGGUGAAAUCAAAGAAAUUUAGAGGUGUUAGGCAACGCCAUUGGGGCUCUUGGGUUUCCGAGAUUCGUCAUCCUUUAUUGAAAAGGAGGGUAUGGCUAGGAACAUUUGAAACAGCUGAAGAAGCAGCAAGAGCUUAUGAUGAAGCAGCAAUUUUAAUGAGUGGAAGAAAUGCAAAAACAAAUUUUCCAGUUUCUGAUAACAAUCCAAUGCCAAAUAACAACAACAAUAAUAACCAAAAAUCAUUUGCAUCUUCUUCUUCAAAUUCCACUACUAGUUCUACUAAUACAUCCCUCUCUGCCAUUCUAAGUGCAAAGCUUAGAAAAUGUUGCAAAUCACCUUCACCUUCACUUACUUGUCUAAGGCUUGACACCGAGAAUUCGCACUUUGGAGUGUGGCAAAAACGAGCCGGCCCUCGCUCCGACUCGAGUUGGAUCAUGAUGGUUGAAUUGGAAAGGAAGGAGAAAGAACAAGAAGAAGGAGAAAUAGUACUUAAUUCUAAUUCGGAAAUAAUGCCUUCUAUUGUUGUUAACGAUGAUUCUAAGAAGAUCGUAAAACCAGAAGAGGCAGAAGAAGACGACGAAGAAGAAAAAACCAAUGAAAAUAAUCAAUUAGAUGAAGAACAAAGAAUUGCACUUCAAAUGAUAGAAGAACUUCUGAAUCAUUAA
Messenger RNA from Lathyrus sativus (Indian pea), 666 nucleotides. Lineage: Eukaryota; Viridiplantae; Streptophyta; Magnoliopsida; Fabales; Fabaceae. The record is from the annotation of a GenBank genome assembly.